Molecule: messenger RNA, 966 nt
Organism: Sus scrofa (pig)
Lineage: Eukaryota; Metazoa; Chordata; Mammalia; Artiodactyla; Suidae
Product: olfactory receptor 7E24
Biological process (GO): G protein-coupled receptor signaling pathway
Cellular component (GO): membrane
Molecular function (GO): olfactory receptor activity; G protein-coupled receptor activity
Source: RefSeq, a predicted model, not a curated record
UUUCCAAUCUUCUUUUCCCCAAAGCAUCCAAGCCUCAUGGAACAGCAAAAUCUAACAAGUGUUUCAGAAUUCUUCCUCCUGGGACUCUCAGAUGAUCCAGAACUGCAGCCCUUCUUCCUUGGGCUAUUUCUGUCCAUGUACCUGGUCACUAUGUUGGGGAACCUACUCAUCAUCCUGACUGUCGCUUCUGACUCCCACCUUCACACCCCCAUGUACUUCUUCCUCUCCAGCCUGUCCUUGGCUGACAUGGGUUUUGUCUCUGCCACCAUCCCCAAGAUGAUUGGGAACAUCCAAACUCACAGCAGAGUCAUCUCUUUUGCUGGCUGCCUGACACAGAUGUCUACUUUCGUCCUUUUCGGAAGCAUGGAUGAUAUGCUUCUGUCUCUGAUGGCCUAUGACAGGUUUGUGGCCAUCUGUCAUCCACUGCACUACCUGGUCAUCAUGCAUCCACGCCUCUGCUGCUUCUUAGUUUUGAUGUCUUUUUUGGUCAGCCUUUUGGACUCCCAGGUGCACAAUUGGAUUGUGUUACGACUUACCUGCUUCAAGGAUGUGAAAAUUCCUAAUUUCUUCUGUGACCCUUCUCAACUCCUCAACCUUGCCUGUUCUGAUAUCUUCACCAAUAACAUUAUUGUGUAUUUUGUUGGUGCCAUUUUUGGUUUUCUCCCUAUAUCAGGAAUCUUUUUCUCUUACUGUAAAAUUCUUUCCUCCAUUCUGAGAGUGCCUUCAUUAGGUCAGAAGUAUAAGGCCUUCUCCACCUGUGGCUCUCACCUGGCAGUUGUUUGCUUAUUUUAUGGAACAGGUUUUGGGGUGUAUCUCAGCUCAACCAUCUCACAUUCUCUCAGGAAGGAUGCAGUGGCCUCGGUGAUGUACACGGUGGUCACCCCCAUGCUGAACCCCUUUAUCUACAGUCUGAAGAACAGAGACAUCAAAAGGGCCAUGAGGAGGUUGCUCAGCCAAGCAAUCUAA